Hylaeus volcanicus is the source of this 2598-nucleotide messenger RNA. Its product is annotated as ATP-dependent RNA helicase DDX42. Lineage: Eukaryota; Metazoa; Arthropoda; Insecta; Hymenoptera; Colletidae. Bases 26 to 2485 code for a protein of 819 amino acids. The transcript has 10 exons. The record is from RefSeq and is a predicted model, not a curated record. Gene Ontology annotation, molecular function: ATP binding; nucleic acid binding; RNA helicase activity.
GGAUGUACAGGACGUUGAGAAAAAGAUGGUCUCUACUAUGCAGAUAUUAUCCUGGAUGAUUUCGUAUGGGGGCAGCACCGUCUUAGUUGUUGCAGAAUACACUUUACCGUUCGAUAUUAAGAUUUUGGAGUCGCAUUUUGUUAAGUAUUAUAAGAAAAAUAUGAGUUAUCAUCGUGGAGGUGGUAACAAGCCUAAAGGCUUUGGGUUUGCUGGCUUCCAAAUGAGCAGCACAAAAAGGAGCGGUUCUAACAUACCACCGCCUCCUCCUAAUUCCACUUUAAGUAAACAAGGAUAUCAUACUAUGAAUUCUAUCACCGAGAAUGCCUUAUCUGCAUGUUGGGGCAUGCCAAAGAAACGUAGUAAAACCGAAGAAGAGUACUUUGAGGAUGACGAUGAUCCUCCAGCAUCUUCCUUGGAAUACAUCCCAGCACCUGGAUCUCCAACUUAUGAGUUGAUGAAAAAAUCAACUCCUAAGCAAGACAGUGAUAGCGAAGAAGAUCCACUGGAUGCCUUUAUGGCUGGUAUCGAUGCAGAAGUGAAGAGAAACACUUUUGAAGCUCAACUGGCAGAGGAUGAGCGAAAAGAAGAUAAGCCCAAGGGCUUUAGAGCAGACAUUGAUGGAGAAGAUGAUGAAGAAAGUUACUACAGGUACAUGGAGGAGAACCCAACUGCUGGUUUACAACAAGAAGAGUCUGAUCAGGAGAUCGAGUAUGACGAAGAUGGGAACCCUAUCGCGCCACCAAAGAAGAAAGAGAUCGAUCCUCUGCCGCCGAUCGAUCACAGCGAAAUACAAUACGAACCGUUUGAGAAAAACUUUUAUAAUGUUCACGAAGAAAUCGCUAGUUUAAAUAAACAACAAAUCGACGACUUGAGAAAAACGUUAGGGAUUAAAGUAUCUGGUCCAUCUCCGCCGAACCCGGUUACCAGUUUCGGCCAUUUCGGUUUCGACGAUGCGUUGAUAAAAUCCAUCAGGAAAAACGAAUACACACAACCUACCCCUAUCCAAGCUCAAGCUGUACCUGCCGCGUUGAAUGGUAGGGAUAUAAUAGGUAUAGCAAAAACUGGUAGCGGUAAAACAGCAGCUUUCAUCUGGCCGAUGUUGGUUCACAUUAUGGAUCAGCGAGAAUUAAAGCCAGGCGACGGACCCAUCGGUCUGAUUCUGGCCCCAACAAGAGAAUUGUCUCAACAGAUUUAUCAAGAAGCAAGAAAAUUUGGAAAAGUAUACAACAUUCAAGUGUGUUGCUGUUAUGGUGGUGGUAGCAAAUGGGAACAGAGUAAAGCAUUGGAGGGAGGCGCGGAAAUUGUAGUUGCAACGCCGGGUAGAAUGAUUGAUUUAGUUAAAAUGAAGGCAACAAAUUUGAGCAGAGUGACGUUUCUGGUGUUAGACGAAGCUGACAGGAUGUUUGACAUGGGUUUUGAGCCGCAAGUACGUUCUAUAUGUAACCACGUGAGACCGGACAGGCAAACGUUGUUGUUCAGUGCAACUUUCAAAAAGAGGGUGGAAAAGCUCGCAAGGGACGUUUUAACGGACCCUAUCAGGAUAGUUCAAGGGGAUGUCGGUGAAGCGAACGCAGACGUCACCCAGCACGUGAUAGUCUUCAACAAUAAUCCAACCGGGAAAUGGACUUGGUUGUUGCAAAAUUUGGUCGAGUUUUUGAGUGCUGGUAGUUUGCUGAUCUUCGUAACCAAAAAGCUCAAUGCAGAAGAACUCGCGAACAAUCUUAAAUUGAAAGAAUUCGAUGUUUUGCUCUUACACGGCGACAUGGAUCAAAUCGAAAGGAACAAAGUAAUUACGGCAUUCAAGAGAAAGGAUGUCAGUACUUUGGUCGCCACUGAUGUCGCUGCUCGGGGUUUGGACAUUCCACAUAUCAAGACAGUCGUCAAUUACGACGUCGCAAGAGACAUUGACACCCACACGCACAGAAUAGGUAGAACAGGACGAGCUGGAGAGAAGGGUACUGCGUAUACUCUCGUCACAGAGAAAGAUAAAGAAUUCGCUGGACAUCUAGUCCGAAAUUUGGAAGGAGCGAAUCAAGAGGUACCAAAGAGUUUGCUAGAUUUGGCAAUGCAAAGCGCUUGGUUCCGAAAGUCCAGGUUCAAAGGUGGAAAAGGGAAAAGCUUAAACGUUGGAGGUGCCGGACUUGGUUUCAGAGGAAGGCCGGAAGUAUCUUCAACCUCGAGUGGCAGUACUUCGUCUCAGGGAUCAAAAGACAUCAGCGAGGUUGUGAAGAAAUUGGAGAGACACGGAUCAGGUAGCGAUCGGUUGUCCGCGAUGAAAGCCGCGUUCCGUAGUCAAUACAACACCCAGUUCCGAGCAUCAUCGGACCAUACGUGGGAACAAACCAUAACGCCGCCUUCCGUGAUAAUGCCCCCGCCACCCCCUAUGCCGCCUAAACCAAAUAUGCAGCAACCACAGAAUCAAGAUAACCAAGCCUCGAACAUCGCCGGAGAAAAGAAAAGAGUGAGAAAAAGUCGAUGGGAAUAAUCGAGUGAUUGCGAAUCUGCGAUUAUUUUGUGUAUAUUAUUAUACAGCGAUGAUAUGCAAUGGAUCGAUGAUGCCGAAUUGUUUUAUAUUAUAAUAAAAUUUAAUUUUACCAA